UGGAACGAAACGUGAUAUGUCACAGUCAUAUGUCAAUCUGUCAUUAUGCAACUGUCAAACAAAAUUGUAAAGGUUAUGUUUGGAUAAGGUAAUAAUUAAAAUCCUAAGUCACUCGGCCGCAGUUUUCCGUCAUAACCAUGUAGAAAACUUUGCGGGAACAAAAUGUUAUAAAACAGUUCAUUCACAAAAUGUGGUCGCGCAGACGUUUAUUGUGACAUUCGAUCUAUUUUGGGACUGCAAUUAUUUAGGCCGAAUUGUGUCCAAAGGUUAAGGUUUUGGAUGUUAUUUAACAGUUUGAGCGGCUUUAGCUGACCCUCCCUCGGCUCGUGACGGUCUGACAUGGACGAACUUAAGCACAGAGCUGGUGAAAAACUUGAAGCACUGCAUGUGGCUGCCAAAUCAGCAGCAGACAAUGGCAAGUCCCGAGUUAAUGAUAUCAUUGAAACCACAUCGGAAACCACCAGAAAGAUACGUGAGGUAUUUAACGAGCUAUGGCACAACGAGCUGAUAGCGGAGGGCCGCGAUCGCGCCGCCGCCUGGACCAGGGAGGCGGUGCGCCGGAUCAAAGAGGGCGCGCCGCCGCUCUCGCCGGUGCUGCUGUAUGAGGAGCUACUGGCUCUGUGGCACGAUCGAGUAUGGCGCCGCAGCAUGAUGCUGUUCGCGUGCGGCGUGGUGGUGGGCGGCAGCGCGGGCGUGCUGCUGGGGCUGCGCGCGGCGCGGCGCGCGCCCGCCGGCCCGCACGCGCGCGCGCUGCACUCGCAGCCUGACCACUCUGUGCUCCUGGUGGAGGAUGCUGUCGCACCAGGAGCGGGCUACGGCGAGGUGUUGGUCCGCGUGCAGUCGUUCAGCGUGUGUACCAUCGACCGCGGCGCACUGCGGGGCCGCGCGCACUUACUGCGGACCCUACUCUACAGGGGACACGUCACUGUCGGCAGGGGGUUCGCUGGCGUGGUGCUGGACGUGGGGCAGGGGGUCACGGACCUGGAGAUGGGUGACGAGGUGUGGGGCUGCGUCAGCGAGUGGAACGGCGGCGCCGCCACCGAGCUGCUCACUAUACGCAGUACUCGCGUGAGCAAGCGUCCGCGUGGUAUGGCGGCGGACACAGCGGCCAGCCUGCCGUGGGCGGGCGGAACCGCUCUCAUCGCGCUCAGGCAACUCUCCUACACGCCUGAGAACUGCAAGGGGAAGCGGGUGGCAGUGUGCGGCGCAGCUAGCGGCGAGGGCUGCGCGCUGGUGCAGCUGCUGAGCGGCUGGGGCGCGCACGUGUCCGCGCUGGCGCCGCGCCACGCCGCGCUCACGCUCAAGGACCUCGGCGCGCAGGACUUCGUGGACAUCGAGGGCAGCCGCGAGCUGGCGUGGAGCCGGCUGGAGGCGCGGGCGACGCGCGCGGGCCCGUGGGACGCCGUGCUGGCCUGCGCCGCGCCCGAGCUGCCGCCGCCGGACCUCGCUAACGUGUCGGGGCUGCUCAAGGCAACAGCAUCCCGCAAGAGUCUAGUGGACCUGCGCGCAGGUACCAUGAUCACGGACCGCCUGCCAACACCUUUCGCGAUCAUAUUCGCGACCACCUUCUACACGUUCAGAGUUAUUAGGUGGUUGGUGGGUUGCGGCACUCACACGGACUGGUUGGAGGACGACUACAGGCUGCGGGAGGGGCUGGACACGCUCGCCAAGCUGGUCGACCGCGGCGCGCUCGCUCCCAUACUAGAUAAGGUUUAUCUCCCACAAGAGUUCGAGAGCGCGCUCGCCCACGCGUGCAGCGAUGACGCGGUCGGGACCACGGUCAUCCGCUUCCCUUAGUAUUAACUCACAUCUCACGCGUAUAUGCUGCCCUGGUACCUACAAGCCAAAGCAAUUGGAAACUAAAAUAUGUUGAUAGAAAUAAUCUCUUACGUAAUGGUCGGCCUUUUACAUGCAUUUUUGAAAAGAUUUUACAUUUACAUGAAUAGUUUUUGCGGAAACAGAACUAUCGCUUCUAACGAAAGAUCACCAACAUAAUAAUUAAAAAAUCUAAGACAAUAAUAACUAUAGAAUUAUUUAUUUACUAAAAAAGGCUUAUUAAUAUUAAAAUGUCAAUUAACAAAAAGGUUAACCAUAGAACGAGAUUUUCUACAGAAAUUGGCGACGCAUUUAAAUGUAUAUUUCUCAAAAAGUACUUAAAAAGAAGUUUAGUGUAAACAGAAGCAAACAAACAACCCUGUUGACAUUAUACUUAUAGUAGUGGCAAUUUUCCUUUGAGAAAGUUGGUCAUUUCUAUGGAUGGAGCAUUUAACUGGUUCGUACACUAAGGCCUGCCUCAUUAUUGGAGUGUAGCGAUGCCAUUUUUUGUCGUUUUUACGACAUUCUGGUAAAAUUGGAAAGGUACAUUAAAUGUCCAGGCAUUUUCUUAUACGUUGUAAGGAAACGUAUUUAUUAUUUACAAUUUUACAGAGUUAAAUAUUGACAAGUUAAAAAACAAAAAAAUAUUAAAUUAAAGCAUCAAAAAAUAAACGUUGUAUAAUUAUUUCAUAACGAAAGUUCUGUUUCCACAUCUUUCUAAAGUAUUUAAAGUACAAUAAUUAAGAUUUAUACACAAAUUUAUUUGAAGGCCAUUUUGUAAGAGAUUUGAUACCAGGCGCAUAGUAAACUAUAGGUAACAUAUUUAAACCUAAAUGAAUAUACCUAAAUAAUGUUCCUAUGGAAUGUUGUUCCUAAUAUAAAUUAUAUCGGGAGAGUUUCUAAACGUUUUCGCAAAAUAUUUUCAAAAUAAUGGCAACAUUGGAGAUCGUGUUACCAGUUGUAAAAAUGGCCAUAACUAUUCGUAAGUCCAUAUCAUUUGAUUAUAGCGAUAUAUUGAUGUGCUUAUUUUAGUGGACUACGGGAAAUAAUCGUAAAGAGCAUUAUUUUUUAUAUAACCUUUCUUUUCUGAAUUUAAAUUGAUCAAGGAAUUGAGUUACAGGAAUAAUGCAAAAUAUAUUAUUUAGUAGAAUUUAUAAACGCGAUUAUCUUACAAUAUUUUUUUAAUAUAUUUAUUACCUUAACACCAAUCUCGAAAAACCACCGCCAGUCACAAAAUACUGUAGAAAAUUCUAGAAAUGUAGUCAGAUCUGUAAAUAUGUAAAUAUAUCUAAAUCACUAGGUGCUCAAUGUACAUAGAUUAAACAUUUGUAUAAAAAAAAUUACUGAGGACGGUUAUGUAUACAAUUGUAUUCUACAUUUAAUUAACUUAUACAGGAUUUGAUAUUUAUUUUAAUUUGAUAACGCAAUUUCAUUUGCAAUAUUUACAAAGUAUAGAAAAUAAUCGAUUGUACCAGAACCUGUUUGAAAAGAUUUGUUUGAAAUUUUUGGGUAUUUAAAAUCUCACUGAAAAGAGAAAUAUUUCAUCAAAUGCAACUUAUCAAGAAAACAAGAAUACAGCUCAUAGCUAACAAAUUUUAACUCCAUAGCUUUCUAUAAUAAAACUACAAGAUACCGUCCGGCAGACCAUUGCUGCUAAAACCACGUUACGCGAUUUUCAACCUUAUGUAAAACAGUAUAAGUACCACAUAUGUAAUAUUCAUUUCUGUGCCAUUAACAAACCCGAAUCUAGCUUUAAAUUUUUAUUUAUCUGGCGCUGCUGUGUAUCCAGUUCUUUAGCAGCCAGUGUUACAUAUUAUUUCUAAACUAAGUACAGAUUAUCCAAUGCAAUUAACGAUUGAAAAUCGAUCCAAAGAGGUUUAGGGCACUUACACACUAUUGUUUCUUUCCACAACGCUGCGAUAGAGAUUGAACCCCCGUUGAACGAUACAGAUACGCAAGUGUGAAACUGCCGAACUAAAUAUUAACAAAAUAUUUUGAACUAUCAACAGAUUCUGACCUCAAUAACACGUCCAAAGGUAGAUAGGAACUAACUUAUAUAAUUAAAUUUAAAUGUAGAUAGGUAAAUGUUAUUUAAAAUAUAAUUGUUGUUUUUAUAAA
Trichoplusia ni (cabbage looper) is the source of this 3933-nucleotide messenger RNA. RefSeq names its product reticulon-4-interacting protein 1, mitochondrial-like. The transcript is spliced from 12 exons. The record is from RefSeq and is a predicted model, not a curated record. The coding region runs from base 340 to 1797 and encodes 485 amino acids. Lineage: Eukaryota; Metazoa; Arthropoda; Insecta; Lepidoptera; Noctuidae. Gene Ontology annotation, molecular function: oxidoreductase activity. Gene Ontology annotation, cellular component: mitochondrion.